This is a messenger RNA of Corvus hawaiiensis (hawaiian crow), 1315 nucleotides long. It is a transcript of the gene ORC6, whose product is annotated as origin recognition complex subunit 6. Gene Ontology annotation, molecular function: DNA binding. The transcript has 7 exons. Lineage: Eukaryota; Metazoa; Chordata; Aves; Passeriformes; Corvidae. Bases 13 to 813 code for a protein of 266 amino acids. Gene Ontology annotation, cellular component: nuclear origin of replication recognition complex. Gene Ontology annotation, biological process: DNA replication; DNA replication initiation. The record is from RefSeq and is a predicted model, not a curated record.
GCGCGGCGGGCGAUGGAGGGCGGGGCCGUGCGGGCCAUGGCGGCUCGGCUGGGCCUGGCCGAGCCCGCCGUGCUCAGAAAAGCUGAGGAGUAUCUGCGGCUGUCCCAGGUGAAAUGCACGGGGUUAAUGGCUCAAAUGACGGCGACAAGCAGUGCUGUGAUGUGCCUGGACCUGGCGGCCAGUUUCAUGAAGCAACCGGUUGACAAAAACUAUUGUGUUAAACUCUCUGGUUUGAACAAGACCACCUACCAGAGCUCCAUGAAGUCUUUGGAAUGUUUGCUAGAGGUGAACCAAAGGCUGGGGAUGCGAGACUUGGCUGUGCAGUUUUGCUGCUUAGAGGCAGUGAACAUGGCUUCAGAAAUCCUGCAGAGGUAUGAAUGCAGCCUCUCUGAAGCACAGCGAGUGGACCUGGAUUUCUCCAAACCCCUGUUUAUAACAGCUGCGCUGUGCACUGCAUGCAGGUGUUUGAAACAAAAAGUGGACAGAACUAAAAUGUUGGCUACAUCUGGAGUGAAAAAAGCAAUAUUUGACCGGCUGUGCAAUCAGCUGGAGAAGAUAAGCCAGCAACUCAGCAAAGAUGUUCCACUGGCUGCAGAGACACCUGACAGCUUGCAGACUGCCCUGGAGCAGUGUGAGCAGGAAGAGGGCUCUGAAGAGGAUGAGGAGAUGCCAUGUAAACGACCAAAGACUGAAACAAAGCAGGACUAUGAAGAAUGGAAAAAGAAAAUCCUGGAAAACGCUGCUAAGGCACAAGGGACAAGGAGUACUGACUCUGUAAUGCCACCCAGUAAUGCAACUGCUGCUUGCUCUUAAUUUUAACUCUCUCUCUGCUCUAACAAGAGAUCCAGUAGCAUAUGAGUGAUGGCUGCCUGGCAGACAGCUGAUUUUAUUUAGGUUUUAAGUAUUUAAGAACGUUAUUUGUAAUAAAUGACACCACGGAUUGAUAGGAAUUUACAGGAAGCCUGUCUGACUAUUCAGCAGGCUGUGGCAUUAGGGGUAGAAUAGCUUCAUUCUCUUGCUGCAAGAAGCAGGUAACAUUCUAAUGCUACUUUAAGUGUAAAUAAGUUAUAAGUUACAGGCCAUUGGGCCCCUGGCUGGAACCAGUCAGUGAAAUAAGAGGGAGGGGACUAACAGUGCCUUGUUAAACUGCAAUGCCAGCAGAGAAAUUAAGCCUUAUUUUUAAAAGGUUUUUUUUAAUAAAUAUUGUUUAGUCAUUGAAUUUGACUUAUUUUCAUGUGUAUAGGAACAAAGUCUCUUGUGCUUUUGUAAGAGGUCCCAAAUAUUCCAAGAAACAAUAAAAGUACUGGAAGGAAAA